CUGACCUUCUCAACUUGCUUCGGCACCAACCACAAACGACUGGACUCCUGAAGCUGAAGCGGCCAGCGAUGCAUGGGCGAAUCCAGCACCAUUGGAACCACCCAAGAUCGAUAAAAAAAAAAAAAAGGCCAUGAUAUAUAUUGGCAUGAUCUAGCUAUUGGCAUGAUCUAGCAUGGCGUAAGCAUAUGUAUUCCGCAUGUGUUUUCGAGGGCCUGCUGGAUAUGGAUAUGCGUCACUCUCACGGCCCCAGCCUUCAUCACAGGUAUCAAUGCUUACUGCGUGUUGGGGCUUGCAAAACGACUUCACGGCUGGAGCUGAAUCCCUUUUGCUGCCAAAGCCCGCGACCGACGUUGAUUUUAGGCACAAGUCUACACGGUUUCACGAAGGCAUCAACCUCGGCGAAGUUCCCUGUUCAAUUCCUUGGCAGCCUCUUUUUUCGAUUACGUUGCUGUUGGAGACUGCCGAUUACGUCGCUGUUCCGUUGCCACUCAGCCUCGAGUUGCUGCUGUGCCCCAAUGCUGCAGCCUUAUCAUGCAUGCAGAUGCCAUCAACGGCACGGCGCUUCCGAAUCACGAAGAUGCAGACAGGCGGUUAAAUCACUGAAAAGGAGUACAGCGAAGCCUGUAGAAUCAGAAAGGACGUAUUUCGCGGUGAUAAUACCCCGACCAUUGCGAUACAAGAGGAUGUUACGUUUAGGCAAAACGCCGGUUCAUAUCUCCUUCAAAGUACACAGCCCCGGCGUACCGCAUCCGAAUGUUGUUCAUUAUGCAUCAUCCCCGGCGACACGAGCGGGCCUGCAACCAGAAAGAGUAAUUGACUGUGGCGCAAUAUGCUCGUCCCUGCAGCUUCUCAGUUGUUAAAACAUCCCUCGAAACACGGAGAGCAGGGCCAAGGCUGCUCGACGAAUGGGCUCUCUGGCAGCAAGCGCUAGACAGUAUGAGGCUGCUCCCCUGCAUUCGUUAUUGCCUUGUUUACUGCUAACAGAGCAC
Messenger RNA from Westerdykella ornata, 989 nucleotides. RefSeq lists its product as uncharacterized. Bases 186 to 860 code for a protein of 224 amino acids. The record is from RefSeq and is a predicted model, not a curated record. The transcript is spliced from 3 exons. Lineage: Eukaryota; Fungi; Ascomycota; Dothideomycetes; Pleosporales; Sporormiaceae.